Messenger RNA from Gopherus flavomarginatus (Mexican gopher tortoise), 8276 nucleotides. RefSeq names its product zinc finger CCHC-type containing 24 (gene ZCCHC24). The record is from RefSeq and is a predicted model, not a curated record. The coding region runs from base 408 to 1127 and encodes 239 amino acids. Gene Ontology annotation, molecular function: nucleic acid binding; zinc ion binding. Lineage: Eukaryota; Metazoa; Chordata; Testudines; Testudinidae. The transcript has 4 exons.
GCAUAGUCAAUCAGCCCCGCCCCUCCAGGGCUGCCUGGGGGAGUGGGAAUAAAGUCAGAUAGCGGAUCUGGCAGCAAAAGGAAAACGAGGGGGAAAAAUACUCGCAAGAAAGUUUUCUGCUAACUUUGCAGCCGCGGCAGCAACUAUGCCCGUGCGGUGCGGUGCCUCGGGACUAGGGGGGCUUGGAUCGCCUUAGGGAGGGGAGGGAGGGGGAGAGACAAAAGUGUGGGGCUGGCCGGAUUAAAGCAAAAUAAAGAGCAGCACCCCUCCCCCUAAGCGAGAAGAACCCAGCAGAAGCGUGUGGGGUGGAGAAAACAUCCUGGGGAGAGCUGACCGGAGGCAGUGAGCGAGGAGUGGAGGGAGGGAGCACAGAGAGACCCAGGCAGGCGGCAGAGUUCGGGGGAAAGAUGAGCUUGUUGUCAGCCAUAGACACCAGUGCUGCUUCUGUCUACCAGCCUGCCCAGCUCCUCAACUGGGUCUAUCUGUCGCUGCAAGACACCCACCAGGCCAGCGCCUUUGAUGCCUUCAGACCCGAGCCCUCUUCUUCCCAGCACCCCGAUCUCAGCUACACCAAGAACAGCCCGGAGCUGGGCUCGUCCCUCAAUUCCAGCUAUCUGAACAGCUUCUUCCAACUCCAGAGGAACGAGGCGCUGAGUAGCAGUCUGUAUAAGAGCGCAUCUCCCUAUGGCUCCCUUAAUAACAUAGUGGAUGGGUUAAGCUCGCUUACUGAGCAUUUCUCUGACCUAUCCCUCUCCUCGGAAGCCAGAAAACCCAGCAAGAGGCCACCUCCUAACUACCUAUGUCACCUCUGUUUUAACAAGGGACACUACAUCAAAGAUUGUCCACAGGCUCGUCCAAAAGGAGAGGGUCUGACCCCAUACCAGGGCAAGAAACGCUGCUUUGGUGAAUACAAGUGCCCCAAGUGCAAGAGAAAAUGGAUGAGUGGAAACUCCUGGGCUAACAUGGGACAAGAAUGUAUCAAGUGUCACAUCAACGUUUAUCCUCACAAACAGAGACCCCUGGAAAAGCCGGAUGGCCUGGAUGUUUCAGAUCAGAGCAAGGAGCAUCCUCAGCAUCUGUGUGAGAAGUGCAAAGUUUUGGGCUACUACUGCCGUCGUGUGCAAUAAACUUUCAAAGGUGGCCUCUUCUGUCUCCAUCAUCCUGGGAGAUUCUUUGGCUGCACGCGGUCAAGAGCGACACAGAAUCCAAGACAAAAAAAAAACUAAAAAAAGAUUGCCAAUUUUGCCUAUCUUUAAACUAAUAAUAUGCCUUACCAUUAAUAGAAUGUAACACUUUUCCUGUGUAUGUGUAUACGUGCAAGAUAUAUUUAUAGGACUAUGGUGUGUUUUAUAUAUCGAUCUAUCUAUAUAUCUAUCAAACAGUGUUACUGAUAGUGUUCACAGUGGAACCACUGCUGUGGUUUCUGUUGAUUGUUUACACGGUUCCUAUAUCAUGGCCAGGUGAAAUGAAACGAAGUGCUGUGUGUUAGGCAAGAUAUAAUGUUCACUGGGAAGUAAACAUUAUGAAUGGCUUUUGCAGGACUUAAGUAACCUGCAAGGCCACUAAUUGGGAGUGCUUGUUAACCCCAUGAACAUUAUUCCUCUUAUACGACAAGACAAAGGAAGGUUCAACAAGCCACAGCAUUAAAGAAGGGAAACUAUCGUGUUUUCUUUGCUUUGGAAGAUUUGAAAGUUCCAUGCUGCUGCUUUCUUGGACUUCCACUGCUUAAUGUAACUUGAGUAGGGCAUAGGUGGACUCAGUGAAGGUAAAACAAAGUGUAUAAUUGUUUGAGUGAGUAAUUUUUUUGUAUGGAAAUGGAGAAUAGCAACUGGACAGAUUGUCAGUAAGGAUUCCAGCAUCUUUUGGAAGAGAAUAGUGUUUGCUUUCUUCAGGCUGUGAUUGACUGAAAUCCUUCUCUUGUCAUAUAAUUUCUUUUAAAUGGGCCCUUUAUGUGUAUUUGCUAUUCAUUAGGCCACAAGCACACUAAAUUUACUGUGAAUAAUGGGGAAUGAGAAUGAUGCAAUUUGUCCCCAAGCCCUAAUUGAGUGAGUAACCAGACUUAAUAUUUAUACUAGUUUGAAAGCCACUUUCUGGAAAUAUUUUUAUGUCCUGUUUUCUACUGUGCAAAUUUAUUAAUAUAAAAGUAUAUACUUAUGUAGCCACAGGGGUUGUAUAGGGCAUGAAGAACAUAACCUACCCUCUUCUCUGUCUUUCUAAAACAUCUCUAUAGGUUAGGAGAAAUGUAGUAAUUGUAUGUGGUUGUCCUAUUUCAAGUAGAAGGAACUUUGUGCAGGAGGAUCCUGUUACAAAGAAAAAUAUAUUAUCAGAGAUUGGGGAAUGUCAUGAAAUGAAAGUACCUCAAGACAGUAGUAUGGUUUUGUAUGUAUUUUUAAGAGUAGAUUGGCAAAAGGACAGAAUGAAUAAGACUUGUAUGUGUCAUCCACUUCUAUAGAAAACUACAGGAGGGUGUUUUUUUAAAAUCAAUCAUUUUUUAUUUUCAUGAAAUUUUCUUUAAGAACUGGAUGUGUGUGUUAUUGAUAUGUGGUGGAAAUGUUUUAAAUUUGAAACACUCAUAGCAAGUUAAAGCUGUUUCAAAGUUAAAUUUGAUAGAUACAAUCCAGAGUUAUCGCCUGCCAAGGUAGGAUGAAGUGGUACCAGUACAACCAGUCAGAGUCUUGUGAAGCAGAUUAAAAACUCGUAGUAAGCAUUCGCAUGUGAAAAGUGAAGAUCUUCACAAAGUUGAUCUAGAGUGAAACUUUGGCAUUUCCAUGUUUUCCUGUGAACAGGGCAAAACACUGGUGGGGCAAAAUGAUUUGUUUAGAAACUUCACACAAAAUUCAGUUUUCACAAUUUAUGGGGAACCCAAAAAUUCAAGUUGUAAGUAAUGGGUCUACUAGUUAGAGUAGUGUACUGGGAGAAAGGACACGGAUUCUGUCCUGGGUUCUGCCAGUGGCCUGCUGUUCAACAUUGGGCAACUUUCUUAACCUCUCCAUGCAUCAGUUUCCCCAUCUGCAAAAUGGGGGUAAUAAUACUUAACAUACCUACCUCACCAGGGUGUUGUGAGGUUUAUUUAAUGUCUAAAGGCCUUUGGACAUUGUUGGAUGAAAAUAUUUUUUUUUAAUUAUAUAGCAGUUAAGUUAAACACUCUGAGACUAAUUUUGCCCAGUUAGCAGUACCAUAAUUUAAAACAAAAAUGACUGAAAUGUAACACGAAUCACAGAUUUUGAUUGCCUCAAUCAAGUGAGACAGUUAGCAUCUUCAAGAGGAAAUGCAUUCUUAGCCAAAGACUGAAAAGUACACUUAAGGACAGAUUUUCUAAACAAAUCUUCGUAGUUGGCCCAUGAAAUAAGAAAUUUUGUGCAUGCCAGUUUAGAGGUGGGUUUUUAAAACUUGGCCUCAGUGUUAAUUUUGACCCGUUGUUUGGUGUGUUAGUAAUGCAAAGGAGAAGAUUGCAAGAAGGCCAUACAAUAAACUGGCUAUAAUUUUUUCCCUUGAGCACUCAGUGGUAUAUUAGCAGCAAUUUCUUUGACACUUAAGAUCCAGCUAAAGGAAAAGCUAAGAAAUAGCACCAAACAAAAGCUAAGAGAAAAGCCGUUUUCUUCACAAAGCUAAGAAUAUAUCAACCAAUCUGCCCCACCAUUUCAAAAUAAUUUCAAAUUUGUGGCAACCACUAAAAGAAGAAAUACUGUUGAUCAGGGCCGGCCCCAGCGUUUCUGGCGCCCCAAGUGGCCGGGGGGGCGAGGGGGAAAAGGAGCCGUGAUGGUGGCACUUUGGCGGCAGCUCUACUGCUGCCACUUCAUUCUUCAGUGGCAAUUCAGCGGCAGGUCCUUCCCUCUGAGAGGGACUGAGGGACUCGCUGCUGAAUUGCUGCCAAAGAGCCAGACGAGCCACCCCUUUCCGUUGGCCGCCCCAAGCACCUGCUUGCUGCGCUGGUGCCUAGAGCUGGCCCUGCUGGUGAUGAACAUCAGAGCUGCAAAAUAUGUAGCUAUAUGUAGCUAUAAUUACAUGCUAUAUUUAAGCCACUGCAGGAUCUUAACAUAGACCAGUUGAAGGACAAUAUUAAACAAAAUUGUUGCCUUUUUCACAUUAGUACCAUUUUAAAUGUUAUUUGUUCGGGUUCAGUACUGCAUUAUGGUGCUUUUAGCUUAUAGAUUUCCAGGGAAUGCUUUAAAGCAAGGUUCCCAAAUAUACAUCUAAUGUUGCUUUAAUACAACUACAAUUUGUAUAUGCAUAGUAUAACCCUUUUUUUUUUAACAUACUUGUUGGAGGUUAAACACUCAUGUCAUCAUAUUAUCCUACAUGUUAGAAAUGUCAGCACAUUAACUGAAGACACAAAUCAAAUGCAUUUGGGUCCUGGUCCAGCUCCAGAUGAAGUCAAUGGAAAGACUCCCAUUGACUUCCCCGGGCUUUGGAGUUUCCCCACCCCACCCUAUUUUAGUUAGUGAAAGGAAAGGAUGAAUAUUGCUGGCUGGAACCUGACAAGGACUAUGCAAGCUUCCCUACACAUCUCUGUCAGUGAACCCCUUUCAUGACCAAUAGCAUCCCUCUCUUACUGUAGUCUUCCACCUGUGGUGAUUAAGCAAUUACCACUUAUCUUGCACAGUGUACCCAAAUGAAGUGUAGAAUGAAACCCACCAAAUGUAUUGUCACUGGUGACCUAGUAAGUACAUCUUUAAUUCAUACUUAGUAAGCACAUUUGAAAUAAUCAAGGAGCAAAUAGGAUCCUCCUCUCCGCUUAUGCUGGAGAAGAGGGACUCAGAAGCAGGUAGCAAAGGAGUUAAGACUGUGGGAAAGCAAGAAGCAACACUCCCUGGCCUGCUCCCAUCUCCCCAGAGUCCACAAAAACCACUCCACAUGACGGGGGUGUCACAGGUAUAGAAGCCAGGAAGAGGGGGCAGAAAGGGAAGUAGCAUGCUUUUCUCCGAGCCUGGUAGGGGUAGAUGUUGCUUCAUGAAGAAUUUAUUCUGGCCAUGGUUUCCAUCUGUAUCAAUGAAGCAAGAUAUAUGGUGCAGUCCGUGGGGUGUGGAGGAAGAGCGAAUAGCAUGAAAUGCCGGAGAGCUGGAGAAGUCAGCUCACAAUGCUUACUGCCCUUAUAUCCACAAGGAAGAAAUUUAGCAUUCCCUCUGGGUUUUUUGGGACAUCCAAACUCACUGUGCAUUGUAAAAACUCCCAUCACCCCAAGGGGUUGAUGUGGGGAAAAGUCCACAUGGCCAAACAGAGUUUCAGGUGUACUCCUGCCCCUUCCUGACGGGAUUAUUUGUAGGAGUGGAAUGUUCAGCUCUUGGUAUUUAUCUUUGUUGGUAGGUAUCCUUAUUGUAUAUGGAUGUAUAGGUCAGUAUCGGAACAUAUUUCACUGUUAAUCUACAGUAGUUCACAGUCGUUAGUCUUUAGUAACGGCACAGUUUUUAGUAAAGGUUGAAAUUUUCUGAAUUUCAGAUUUACACAUUUCUUUAUUAAAAAAAUUAAUUUUGAAUAAGAGAAGAUGAUUUUUGCUCAUUUUUUUUAGUAAAAAUUCAUCCCAUUUUUGACUAGCUGAACUGGCUGAAAUUUUCCAGAUUUGAAAACUUUCAUCAACAUUUCUGAUUUUGACCUGGAAAUUAUGGGAUUAUAAACAUUCGAUUGUUAUCUACCUGCGAAUUGAACUGUGCACCACACCCUAUUCCUUCUGGAGACUUUUAGCAUUCAUUUUUUCCAUAUAAGUCAUAAUUCUUCCUUCAGUCAAUCAGAACUUCAUGUAUAACCUAUCUUCUGGAUCACUAUUGCUCAGGAAAAAAAAAAGAAAUCAGUUGACAUGGGUACAUCAGUUUGCACCAGUUGAGGAUACUUCCUUCCCCCCUCCUCUCCCAAUAAUUUAAAUCUUGGCCCCAGGUUACCCAGUUUUUACUGCUGCUUCCCCAUAAUACAUUAUGAUGCCACCUGAGCAAAAUCCAAGGCCUUGGUGUCUCAAAAUUGUUUUUUUAAUUGCAAAUAAAUACACAGAAGGUAAAUAUUAUUUCUGCAAAUAAGUGUAUUUUAAAGUUCCCCAUUAUAUGGGACCUAGUCUGUAAACUAUAAUGUGAAGUUAUGUAUAUCAGAGGAGGCCAUUUAUAGAAGGAUCCUCUAUAUUUUACCUUUUUGUACAACAUGGAAUUUAGACUAGACAUGAAUUGCAGACUCUUGAAGCUAUAGCCAUUAUUCCAAAAAAUGAAACUACUUAAACCAGUAGAUGAAAACUAAGACCAUUUGAAAGUAUUAGAAAUAAAUAGAUUAGUUCUCUAUGGCUUGAAGUUAAAUCAUUUGUGUGUGUCCAGUACAUAUUCUAAGUGCUAGUCCGUGAAUAGCAUGCAAUAAUUUAUCAACAUACAAGCACUGUUAAAAUGAAGUGACUAAGCAUGUGUUUCUCACUUGCUUCCGCCAACAUAAUCAGAAGUUUGAUGGAAUUUUAGCCCCUCACAGUGUCAUUUUUUAAGAUAUCACUCCAUUCCUGAUUGAAUAUCAGCGCAUAUCAGUUUUACAUCUGCAAAAACCACUGCUGUCCAUUUAUAUUGCUUCAGCGCUCAGAGGGCUGAUAGAGAUUUUAGAUGUAUGGAUGAUAGUUUGUAUUUUUAGGAUGAAUUUCAAAGGGACAAUCGUGUGCAGUUACUAGAUGUAGUUGAUUGAUAUUAAUGUUUACCCCCUGUAUGAAGUAUUUCACAGUUUUACUUGCAGAUGUGUAUUUAUCUUGAGUUAUACUUGACAGAGUUCAUUUCAGUUUUUGUUUGGUUUUUUUUGUUUUAAUACUAUGUGUGUAUUUUGGAAACCUUUUUAGAUGUUAAAAUUUUUGAAUGGUUACAAAUAUUUCUUGUAAUACUGAAUUAUCUUAUCUGGAAACUCUUUGCAGUAACUUUUUUGUAUAUAUUUGAGGGCCUUUUAAAAAAAGAAAAAUAUUAUUGUUUGUGGGUUUUUUUUUUAAAAAGUGUUUUUACAACUUGGAAGCUUUCAAAAGGGCCUUGCUCUCAACUAGAAUACUAACAGAGGUAAGAGUUUUCUUAAGUAUUUUGCAAAACUAAGGGUAUAUCCUCAAGAAAAUAUUUAUGGAAGUAAUUUACAUUUUUGUUUUUUUACAAUGCUUUUGUUUGUAUAAAGUAUGCAACAGAACUACAUUAAGAAGGAAAUAUUGUCUACAUAGAAUAUUAUAUGAAAGUUGGUACAUAAUUCUGACAAAACACCCUUGCAAUUCUUUAAGCCAUAUUGUUUUUGUUUUCCUUGGAUGAAAAUAUCAGUAUUAAGUAACCAAUGUAUUAUUCAAGUGCAUAGACUUCUAUUAAUGAGCUUAUGCAGUUUAUUUAUAUGUGUAUUUUGGGAAGUAUUGCCUCUUUAGGCAAAGCUAUAACUAGAUGUAUUCGUGAGUAAGGAUCAGAUAAUAUUAUACUAUCACUUUAUGACCUUGUGAGACACACAGUAAAUGCUGAAAGCACAGUAACUAUUCAGCUUUCAGAAAUUCUGGAACACAGAUAUUCAAUUUUUGUAUUGUAGGGAUUUUCUUUUCAUAACGCAAGGGUAGGUGCGUGUGAAGGUUUGGUUGGGGGGGCAUCAUUUGACAAACUGACAUUCAUGACAGUUUGCAGACAAUAAACAGAGAGCUGCUACGCAGUAUUGGCUAAAGCAGUAUUGUCAAUCAAAGGACAUAAUGGAAAAGGAUCAAGGUAGAUUGCUGUAGGGAUUUUUGUCUAUUUUAAUUAGAAUUCAUAGUGUGAUAGAAUAUGCAUGUAUUUGAAGCAUUUUUACACUUUACGUUUCAUGUAGCUUGAUUAUAUAAUGGAUUUUGUUUUUAAACCAUGCUUAAAUGGAAGGUUUGCCUAAUCCUGUUCUGGACUUUUGUUUCCUUUAAAAGAUUAUUUAGUACAGCAGUCACUACAUUGUAUAAUAGUGCUAAAACUGUAUCUUAUGGAUUUCUGCAGCUUUAAAAAUUAGCUUAAUUAUUAUGACUUUUGUUUGUUUUUAACCAUCUAUACCCACUGACCUUGUCAAUUUUAGUUGCCAAUUUGUAUGAUUUUCUUUUCUGUAAUUGUUAAUAAACUUGUACAGCUUAAAAACAAAAACCUAUGGACACAGGCUCAGAGGCACCAGUCCUGCCUCAGCAACCAAGAUGACAACUCACUCAUCUAGUGACUGUGUUGCUGAAAAGACUGUAAAGCCUCUGUUGUGGAUUGUCCAUAAAAUGGCAUUCCGACAUGUGCCUUAUUAGCUGGAUAGUAUACAGCUUUCCUCUAGUAUCAUAGCAUUUUAAUGCUGUAUUAAAAUAUUGCAACAACAUA